AUGUUGGUGAAUGCGCCAUACGCGAUUAUUAAUCGUGUAUUUCAGUUUUUCACAAACGCUUCCAUGAUAGCUGCUUAUCAAGCGUACUGUAUUAACUACAAAGCGAUAAUGGAAUACCUGGAAAACAGCCGAAAGAGCGACGACCGUUUCAACGUUUAUGAAAAAGUGUGUACCAGUGACAGCAGAUGCAACCGUUUGCAACUAGAAGAUUUGCUAAUUUCGCCACUACAACGAAUCACUCGUCUACCGAUUUACAUGAAGGAGAUACUAAAGUUUACGGAAACUGAAAAAGAAAAAGAAUUACUCACGGAAAUUAUGGAAAAAGUUGAGGAAACUUUACAAACUAUCGACGAAAGUAUCCAGUGGUUAUUCAACUUCGAAAGACUUCAAGAGCUUCAAAAACAACUUAUUUGGCCACCUGUGACAGAACUUGAUCCAAAAUGUUACAUUCCAGAGACCCUUAAACUAACCGUGUCUCGCCAAUUUUGCGAAACGUUGAUUGCCCACCCUAGAAGACGGCUUAUUCAUGAAGGUCUGCUUUCGUACAUAGGUUUGGACAGCGUUUCUGCCGAUCUGACUGCUGUUAUUUUCACUAAAAAUAUUUUAGAGAACCAAAAAUCUACGGAGGUUUAUCUGUUUCUUUUCAACGAUAUGUUACUAGUGACAAGAAUUAAAAAGUCGAAUAUGCUAACAAAGGUAAACAAACCUAGUCAGGAUCUACGAAUAACUAAUAUGUACAAGUUCAUCGUAUGUCGCCAGCCGAUUCCUUUGGAUUCUUGUGUAUUCUGCGACAUUGGACCGGUGCAAAUAAAUGGAGACAACAAUCUGAAGAACUCGUUUGCGAUUUUGCAUCUCACUCGUUUUUAUCAGUUGAUCGCGUUGUACACACUGCAAGCGCCAACGAAGGAGAGCAAAGAAACAUGGAUUCAGAAGUUUCAGGAAUCUGUCGACAACUACGAGCUUAUACAGCUGCGGGACAUUCUGCAUUGUACUCACCUGCUUCAUUCCCAAGAUGCGUCAUGA
Soboliphyme baturini is the source of this 1023-nucleotide messenger RNA. NCBI's taxonomy places the organism in Eukaryota, Metazoa, Nematoda, Enoplea, Dioctophymatida, Soboliphymatidae. The record is from the annotation of a GenBank genome assembly.